UUUAAAAAUAUUGUAUCGAUUGUAUAAUAAUAAUAAGUUAGUAGUAGUAGUUGUAGUAUUGUGUUUAUUUUAAAAUGUGAUUACAAAAGGUUUACCCACAUUUUCCACUCAUACAUCACUUCAGUUUUGAAUUUGGUGACAUAAUACAUGUGGUUCUGCUGUCUUGUCUCCAUGGUUACCGAUCUGUAGUCUCAAAACAGGAAGAGGAAGUCUGUGAGAUACUAAUGUGAUUUUCCAAGAUUCUGCAAUGUUUUGCGGCUUGUUAUCAUAUCAUAUCUUUUCCUAAAUAUGUUAGUACUAGUUUUAAUUUUGAUUUAUCUUAUCUGUCCAACUGAUGGAGUGAUGUUACCAUAUUAGAAAUGUCAGUUCUGAUGUUUAUAAAUAAAAGAUUCCUUCCGUCCCUACCCAUAUUAUCUCAUACAGCUCUCCACUGACAGCCUAGAUAUUUUGAACAGGCCGAGCAAAUAAGCAAAGAUUGAAAACACAAGAAACAAAGCAGCCCAGUUGUUACAUAACUGAAGCACGGCACAGCUCUGCGACGUGCCUUUAAAAAGCUGCAGGCUGUCAGGUGAUCAAACAGGCACCAUCAUCUCAGUUCACUGAGACACCACAGCAUCUCUGGGAAGCAGAUGAGAUGCUGAAGACAUAAAGGAGGGGAUGGAGGGGGGUUAGUAAAGGCUGAUGGGGUGAGAGGAGGACACGAGAUAGAGAGAGGUCCCUUUAACUGUAAUCAAAGAGUUCUCUCUGUUUCUAAUCCUUUCUCACUCUCUGUCUCUCUUUGCCACUCAUUAUGUAGCAGCGAGCGUGUUGCCGGGUUGGAUGUUUCGAGAAGCCGUGUUUGUGUAGCCAUAACAGAGCGAAAAAGACCCAAGAAUUAAGUGCUGCGUCACAAUGAGCAAGAGAGAUAGAUAGAGAGAGAGAGAGAGUGAAGGAGAUAAAGGGAUUGUGGGAGUAUUUGCAGCAUCAGAACUAUCUGUUUGGAUGAUCACACUGUGUAUUCGAGAUCUGUUUAUGCAGACAUGUGUCCGUGUACUUGAACAGCAAUCUGAAAGAGCGAUUCUGCUGUUGCAACAAGAUGAAAAUAGAGCGAUCAGGAGAGGGUGGAGGGCUGGUUAAGAGAGGAAGGGAGGGUGAAAGAGAGAGAGAGAGAGAGAUUUUGGAUUAGUCGCUACGUCACUUUUUCACGUCGAGAGGAAACAGCAGCUAUUAGGAGAGGAUUCGGACAUAUGUGUUUUUCUCCUACCUGUGAGUGUGUCCAAGCCCUUCGUUUACUCGUCCACCUUUCAUCCUCCUCUUUUUCUUCUUCAUCUCUCUUCUCUCGCACUUCCAAUCGCUCUAAUUUGGCGCUUUAGUCUGUUCGCCAGAAUCGCAGCUCCAACAUGGAUGCUGAGGAUGUGAUAUAGUUUCUCGGAGUCCAGGGCUUUCUCUGUAUGUCGAUGUGUGUGUUGAGUGCGAUGCUGGGCGUAAUGGCGUCGCAAGCUGUGUACGGGCAUAAAACCUUAACAUUAUUAAAGCGUUAACUAAAUAAAUGCCGUCCUCGAAGGUUCCUGUGACAUACAAGAGGAGUUUGUGACCAUUUAAAAUUAACGUCCAAGAUAAAUACAAUUAUUUUUAUUUGAUCGGCACCCAUUAUUCGAACCAACAUGCUGGACAUCGAAAGUGUCUAUAAACGUUACGUAUAUCACUAUACGUAUGUUUACAGUUGAUAUUGUAUAUCUUUAUACAUAACAUCCUAUCUAAGCUGGCUCCUAGUAACAGGUAAGUGAUAUAUAACAGGAUGUUCAACGUCAGACAAGAUCAGUCUGAGCUUUUUAAGACAUCAGUACUUCUUUAGAAUUUAUUUUAUGGUCUAUCAUUUUAUGUCCCAUAUUUUAUGAAAGCUUGUUUAGAAACACGAGAAGAGCAGAUGGAGGAGGUAUUACUCAAGAGAUGUUGUUUUUCGAAGAGGUACCACCAGAACAAGGGACGGUGCUGCUAAAUUUGUGAUCUUGGCAGCGAGGAGGGCAUAUCAAAGUGGUAAACGGAGCUCUUAUACCGGUUGUGUUAUUUUGACAUCGCAGUUCCAUCAACAACAUUUGUUUCUGCAGAGUUUCAGGAAACACAAUUAGUGACGCAGUCAUAUUUGCUGCACUUUCUCACUAAUGCAUGAUUGUUUUCACCUCUCUGUGUCUCUCUCUGUCUCACCUUAAAUUCAGGGGUGUAGAUUGCAUCCUGAGGAGGGUUAUUUUUUACAAAAAGGGUGUACAUGUCAUGGGAGGGAAUUAGGGAAAGAACUAGAAUGAGAGAGCGAGAGAGAGAGAGAGAGAGAGAGAAAUUGUUUACCUUGCUCUCUUGGUGACUUUGCACUGGCAGGCAUCCAGUUCACAUGCGCUGGACUUCCUACAGCAGCUGCAUCAGGGAAAUGAGUGACAGAGCUCUCCUCCUAUCUGGCGCUGGUUGCUCCUUCUGACUUUUCUCGCAGCUCAAAAAAAUCCCAUUGGAUUAGCCUUGGCAAACAGUUGGAGGGAUUCAUCUGAUUGGCUGAAAGACUUGCCUUUAUAAUCAGAAGGAUUCAGCCUUCUUUUCAUUAUAAGAAGGCUACUUCCAUUUUUUCACCUAUCUACACAUUCAACAUGAACUCUAAAUUCUUCCUUGUAGUGCUGGUGCUAAUAUGCCAACACGGUGUCAAAGCAGUGGAACACAUCACCUGUGAGGAAGAUACCACCACCCUCAGCUGUGCUGAGGGGACAAUUGAAGUGUUUACAGCCAAUUUUGGGCGUACAGACAGCACAACCUGCUCUGCUGGAAGAUCUGCUGGAGAGCUUUCAUAUAUUCAAUGCACCCAGGAUACAUACUCAAAUGUGGCCAACGAAUGUGAUGGAAAAAAGAGCUGUACCUUUAAUUUGGACACCACAGAUUUUAAUAAUCUCUGUGUAGGAACUUACAAAUACCUGAAUGUGUCUUACAUCUGUUUACCACCAAAAAAGGAGCUUCUCACAUGUGAUGGAAAGACCGCCAACAUCACUUGUGCUUAUGGAACCAUUAAAGUGCUUGAAGCCAAUUAUGGGCGUAGAGACAGCACAACCUGCUCUGCUGGAAUAGAUCUUUCAGAGCUCACUAAUGGUCAGUGCACCGAGGCUACAUCCAUCAAUGCUGUGGCCAAUAAAUGUGAUGGAAAAAUGAACUGUUCCAUUUUUGUGGGGAACACUGAUUUCACUGAAUCCUGUCCAGGAACUUACAAAUACCUUAAAGUGUCUUACAGUUGUGUCCCAGAAAUAAAGGAACAUGUCACCUGUGAAGGAAAUACUGCCAGUCUCUACUGUGAUCAGGGAAUUAAAGUGUAUGCAGCCAAUUUUGGGCGUACAGACCCCAGAGAAUGCUCUACUGGCAGACCAGCUGGUCAGCUCUCAAACAUUCAGUGCAUCUGGGAUACAUCCUUCAGACUGGUAGCCAAUCAAUGUAAUAGAAAACAGGUCUGUUCCAUUGAUGUGACAAACACCUUUUUUGGUGAUCCCUGUGGAGGAACUUACAAAUACCUGAAAGUGUUCUACUAUUGUUUGCCACCAAUAAAGGAAAUUCUCACCUGUUAUGGAAAGACCGCUAACCUCAUCUGUGAACAGGGAACCAUUAAAGUGCUUGCAGCCAAUUAUGGGCGUACAGACAGCACAGCAUGCGCUGCUGGAAGAGAUUCUUCAGAGCUCACAAAUAUUCAGUGCACACAGAAUACAUCCAUUAAUGUGGUGGCCAAUCAAUGUGAUGAAAAACAGAACUGUUCCAUUUUUGCGGAGAACUCUGUUUUUUCGGAACCUUGUUUUGGAACUUACAAAUACCUGGUUGUGUCGUACAUUUGUGUCCCACCAAAAAUAAUUACAAUUUGUCAAAAUGAACAUGGAACCAUUAGCUGUGAGGGGAGUCGUACAAUUUCCAUUUACUAUGCUAAUUAUGGGCGAAGAGAUCAUAUGAUUUGCCCUCAUUCCAGUGCUGAUGCCAUUUCCUCCACAUGCUAUUCUCUUCAGACCAGGACCUUGCAACUUUUGUGUAAUGGAAAGAAAACAUGCAACCUAUAUGCUUCAAGUUUACUUUUUCUUGAUCAGUACCCUCACAUCUACAAAUAUUUGGAGGUGUCAUUCAGUUGUUUAAGAUCAUAAUGUAGGCUCAGCACUAUAAACAUCUACAUAUCUCUAUUUCUGUGACCUUCUAUUAAGUGGGGAGUAAAUCUUCAGCUUCAUUUAUGUAUCUGUUUUCUUCAAGAGAUUUUAUAUAUAAGCUCUUAAAUGAUUUAAUAUAGUUUUAUAUAGUUUGUUUUAACCAUCUUGACAAUAUUGUAGAAUGAUUAAAUUCUUAUAUAAUCCUAAUAAUAUUGUCAAUCAACAUUACAAGAGUAAUUGGUUGGUAAUAUGAUUUUAUGUUAGUUUAGCAAUUAUCUUGAACUGUAUCUUUGGUGUGUUCUGUCUGCAAUAACUUACAAUGUACAGUAUUUCCAAUAAACUACUUUCAGAUGCAAACUCUUGGUCUUUGGUCUGAACCCUUGAUAAUUUUACCGCUUCAGUAUGGGACACAAUGCCUAAAAUACGGGCCGUUUCUCCAUCAGCCCGGGAGGGGGCCCUUCAUACCAUAAAAUUAGUCCUUAUGACAUUUAUGAUACAGACCAUAAAAACAAAUAUAAAACUUGUCCAAGAGAGAGAUGGAUUACAUCGACGUUCGUUUGCUUUUCCUUGCAUUCCCAGAUGUCAUCCUCGAAUUUUGCCACUUGAAUUUUUCAACUUGUAUUCAACAACCUGAAUAUUGAGACCUGAAUUUCACGACCUGAAAUCCACACCUUGAAUAAUAAAAACUUGAAUUUCACAAACUGAAAUGUUUUUAGG
Molecule: messenger RNA, 4844 nt
Organism: Myxocyprinus asiaticus (Chinese sucker)
Lineage: Eukaryota; Metazoa; Chordata; Actinopteri; Cypriniformes; Catostomidae
Product: rhamnose-binding lectin-like
Exons: 19
Coding region: 2613-4127 (504 amino acids)
Molecular function (GO): carbohydrate binding
Source: RefSeq, a predicted model, not a curated record